AUGGUGUACAAACGAAUGGUAGAAAUAGGCCGUGUGGUGUUCGUUGCGAAAGGUGAUGACGAUGGAAAAUUGGCGGCUAUUGUUGAUGUUGUUGAUGGGAAUAGAGCCUUGGUUGAUGGACCAUCUACGGGGGUUAAGCGUUCGGUUCGUAAUUUCAAAGACCUUCAUUUGACAAAGUUUCGUAUACCACUGAGACAUGGGAUGCGCACAAAAAAUGUCAAAAAGGCAUUUGAUGAAGCGAAAAUCAGCGAGAAAUGGGCAGAAACUUUAUGGGCGCAAAAGCUUGCUAAAAAAGAAAUUAAAGCAAAGAUGACUGAUUUUGAUCGGUUCAAACUGAUGCGCGCAAAGCAGCUGCGAAAUAGGUUGGUGCGUUUGCAGUUAGCGAAACUGCGCAAGACAAGGAAGACCGGAAAACCGACUAAAGAGAAAUAA
Messenger RNA from Brugia malayi, 432 nucleotides. RefSeq names its product 60S ribosomal protein L14, putative (gene Bma-rpl-14). Gene Ontology annotation, biological process: translation; ribosomal large subunit biogenesis. Gene Ontology annotation, cellular component: ribosome; cytosolic large ribosomal subunit. The record is from RefSeq and is a predicted model, not a curated record. NCBI's taxonomy places the organism in Eukaryota, Metazoa, Nematoda, Chromadorea, Rhabditida, Onchocercidae. Bases 1 to 432 code for a protein of 143 amino acids. The transcript has 3 exons. Gene Ontology annotation, molecular function: RNA binding; structural constituent of ribosome.